UUCACGAGAUAUUGUGUUCCAUGAAUUUAUUUUGUCAUUUACACAACUUGAUGAUCAAUUGACACAGUCAGUACCUCCUUCUCUAAUACCUCCACCAGCACCAUCUAUUUUCGUUCCUUAAUCAUUAUCAAAGGUUAUUUCUCCUUCUCAUUAUUUUCUCUCUCUGAGCCUCAUCAAUCCUCUGAUGAGGGGGCGAGAUAUUUGGUGCAUUUAUGAACUUAAUGACUAGCUGAAUAUCUAAGCCUUCUCAGUCCUCCUAGAACUAGAAUUAGAGACUCGAGCUGAAUAUGAGGUUGAGAGGCUCUACCACGAAGACCUACCAGACAUCAUCAAUUGUCCACAAGAUCAACGAUAUUUGAUGCAUUUAUAAACUUAAUGACUUGCUAUCCUAUAUUUCUUAAUAUUGAUGAUAGAUUGUAUACAUUGAGUGUUCGUGCAUAGAUGGAACCUACUUCAUGUCAUGACGCAAUCAAGCCUCUUGAGUGGAAUAGAGCUAUGAUGGAGGAGCCGAGAGCCUUAGUGGAAAACCAGACUUGAGAGAUAAUGCCAGUUCCUGAUUGGCAAGACUAGUGGCAAAAGCGUUUACACAAACCUAUGGGAUAAAAUUUUUGGAUACAUUAUCACCACUAGCUAAGAUAAACAUAGUUAAGGUUCUAUUACUAUAGCUGCAGUGGAGAAUUGAAGCUUAAAGCAGAUGGAUAUAUCAAAUGCAUUCUUACAUGGAGAUUUGUGAGAAGAAAUUUACAUGCAUAUACCUUUGGGAGUUGAGCUACCACCAUCAAGCUGUGGUAGAAUAGCAUGCAUGCUUAAGAAUACUAGAUUCCCUGCCUCCACUCCGAACCUAUAGGAGAUGCGAAAGAAUCAAUUCACCCAUCUCAAGACCUUAUAGCUGACGCUACAAAGGCUAAUUGGUCGAAAUUGGCUCAUUGAUGUGCUUCAGAUUUGGGAAUAAAUGGCAUGAGGGUCCCAUUAAUACUUCUGACAAGGUCUGGGUUCAAAAAUCAUGAAGGUACAAACUUAUAGAAGUGAGUUGCAAUCAACUCCCAGCGUCUUUGGUAGAAUAGGGCAUGGUAAGCAUCCUUCCUUAGUGCUUUCAUCUCCUUCAUGUUAGAGAACAAAUCUUUCACUUCCAGCAUCAGAGGAUGUGGGUUAAUGGCCUUGAGCGCCACUUCAUUGGAUUUCGAGAAGUCAGCAGCCACAUCAAAGUUUAUUUUAGUUUAUAUUAAAAUUUUCUGUAUUUUUUCAGAUUUGUUUACAGGUUGUUUCGUAUUUCUUCAAAAAAUUCACUUUUGUAUCUAUAAUUGGUUAAAUUCGUCCAUUUUAUUUUAUUAUAUUAAGCAGUAUUUGAAUUUGUGAAUUAUGGAAUUGGUAAAUAUAUUAUGUAUGAAACACAUGGUUUUAUCAUGAGUUUAGAAGAGAUAAAUUAUUAUUUUUGUGAUUUUGAAACAAUUUUAAGUGGGUUAUGUAUUAAAAAAUUUGUGAACUCUUUGUACGUGUUUAAAAAUUUCUCAAAUAUUUUCCCAUACUGCAGGUGAAGUGGAUUCUACGGCUUUGGAAGUGCGAGAAAGCCUGCAUCCUUUGCGUUGACGCUUCUAUCUCCUCCUGCAUUGGUUGAGCUUCUUUCAUGAGCCUAUUUGCAUGUGGCUCCUUCGUUUGUUUGUUCUGCAGGUGCAUGGUGGAGUGUUUCUAUCGGUCGCGUAUCACCCUACAUUAUUGGUGCAAGAUUUGCUUCUUUGCCUCACUUUCAAGUAUGGUUGGUUUCGUGAUUUUUACCUACAUAGGGUAGAAGUCGUGGAUAUUGCCUAUGUCAUGUAGGUCUCCAAGAGCUGUCCGUUUUGUGGUAAAAAAAGCUCUCUUAUUGAUGAUUCAGCUAAUUGUCGAUCAUGCCCUUUCUCUUAUGUGAAUUAUUACGAUUGCUUGAAAAGAUUUCUAAUUCGUAUCUAGAUGUUCUGUUUUGGGAUAUUAAGAAAAUAAAUUAAAUUGCUAAGAUUCAACUUUGGCCCGUUGUUUCAGAAAUUAACAUCCUGGUCUCAACUAUGUAACAUAUAGACUCAAUUGGCCCGACACCUAGUUUGACCGUCAAUUUGGAUGGUCAACACCGUUGACCGUUAAUCAACAUGCCAUGUCAUUGCCUCGUCAACCUAAAAAUUAUUUAAAAAAUCAAAAUCAAAUUAUUUUCUUAAUUUAUAUUAUUAAUCAUUUUUAAAUUAACCAAAAAAUAAAAUUUAAAAAAUAUAUAUUUAUUUUUGGGAUAUUUGAAAAUGAUAAUUUUUAUAAAUUAACCAAAAAUUAUCAAAUUAAAUUUUUGAAAUUUACAAAUAUUAUAUAAAUGAUAUAUUUUAUUUUUGUGUAUUGUUAAAUAUAUAACAUAAUUUGAUAAUUUUUUGUUAAUUUAUAAAAUUUAUAAUUUUCAAAUUACACAAAAAUAAAAAAAAUUAUUUUAUGUUUUAUAUAACUUAUAUUUUGUUAAUUUUAUCAUAAAUAAUAAAAAUUAAAAAAUAGUUUGAAUUUGAAUGAUUUUUAGGCUGACGAGACAAUGACAUGGCGUGUUGACUAACGGUCAAUGGUGUUGACCAUCCAAAUUGACGGUCAAACUAAGUGUCGGCGCAAUUGAGUCUAUAUGUUACAUAGUUGAGGCUAAGAUGUUAAUUUCUGAAACCACGAGCCAAAGUUGAUUAUAUGGUCAUAGUUCAGGCCAAAAUAAGGUAUUAACCCAAACUAAAAAGGCAAAAUACACUUGUAUAGCCAAAACUUUCGCGUUUGUGCCAAUAAUAGCCAAGUUUGAAGAAAUACCACCUAUAGCCAGCUUUUAGAGUUGUUCAUGACAAAUAUAGCCAUUUCCGUUAGAUAUUUUAACGGUGAUGACACCGUCAACUUAUUUUACGGUUUGCUUACUAGGCGUCGACUCAGCGGACACGUCAGCGCCAAAUAAGAUGAAAGUGACACUUCAUAUAUUAAAAUUAUUUAAUAUUUACACAUAAUAAAUUAAUAAAAAUAAAUAAAUGUUUUCCUACUUCAUAAUCCUCAUAUACCCUAUCGGCUUUACACGAGAUGUCUCUCCUCCUCUUUCCCCGAUUUAGUUUUUAGGGUUUGCCCCCUGCCUGGCGGCGAUUGAAGCAGUGAUUCCUCCCCAAAUUUGUCGCAAAUCAGAGAAAAUGACGAUUUCUGUUGUCUGACGCCGUUAAUGAGGGUAGCUUGUUGUUCUCACAUCCGCUUGCUGUUAAGCCGAAUUGGAGAGCUCAUCCUUCUCUGGUUAGCUCGAUUUUUUGCGCUUUGGUUUUUGGAAAAAAUCGCAACCAUGAAGAUUCGUUACCAUUCGAUGCUUAUUGCGAUAGCCAUUGGUGCUCUGUUUUAUCUGCUUCGCGUGGCUCUGUUCAAGACUGGGCUGAUUUACCUCCCCCAAAAUGGUGGAGAUUCAUGGAAGAUCGCUUGCAUGUUUAUGAGUACUUCAAGAUCCCGGAAUUCACCGUCGACUUGGAGGAAAAGGAGCUUACAGGAGGGAUACUCUGUACCUGAUUCUCUGGAAUCUAUGCAGGAUUCGGAUUUCACGAAUCUCUUCACCGAGAGGACUUCCAAUGAGAUCGUCCUCCCCUUCGAUCCUAACCAGACAAUCGACGAUUAUUUUCUUGAGCUAGGGUUUCUUGGAUUAACAGCGACGAUGCGACAACGGAGGUAGUGGGACUUUGGUUUUGAAGGCCGGGAAAGCGGUGAGGAAUCACCGCUUCAAUCGACGACAAGGGGAUUUCGAAGAAGAUGAAGAUAAGAACGAUUAUUCUGGUCAAAUGAGGGUUUUUCUAUAUUUUAUGGAAAUUUUUUAAUUAAUCAAUUUUUUUGAAUAGCUAAUUAAUCAUUAAACACGUGGACAAUUACGUAUGAAAUUGGAAAUAAGAGCUCGCCACGUCAGCAUCUUCGUUUUUCCUGUUAGAGUUAAAGGUAACACCGUUAAAGAAUUGAACAAAAGUGGCUAUAAGUG
This is a messenger RNA of Linum trigynum, 3973 nucleotides long. NCBI's taxonomy places the organism in Eukaryota, Viridiplantae, Streptophyta, Magnoliopsida, Malpighiales, Linaceae. The record is from the annotation of a GenBank genome assembly.